AUGACGAAUGCACUUCAAAGUGUUUUUGAUGUUUGUGGUACACAAGCUCAAUUAAUUGUUCGUGGUAUCAAUAAUGGAAUUGUAACAAAAAUAUGGGGUUAUACAAAUACUGCUCAGGGUGCAAAUCUUGGUGAUCUUCAUGUUGAUAAUCUGCGUGUUAUUCUUUGUGAUUUUACAGUUUCGGCAUCAGUACCGGAUGGUACAGAAAUAGAUGUUCUUGAAUAUGAGUUGCGAUACAAUCAUCCUAAUGAUAUUCAAAGUGAGCCAUUCAUAGUUACUGGUAAAUUACCAAUAAUAUUUGUUGGUGAUGAAUCAUUAACUAAAAAAAUUGAUCCAAAAGUACAAACAUUACAUGCUGUUCAAGU
Adineta steineri is the source of this 365-nucleotide messenger RNA. The record is from the annotation of a GenBank genome assembly. Lineage: Eukaryota; Metazoa; Rotifera; Eurotatoria; Adinetida; Adinetidae.